AUGUCGGUCCGCGUUCAACUCGACCUACCCCAUGGCGAUAUUUAUACCAACUUGGACUUUGUCACCGGACGAGUCCUCCUUACCCUCCCUACUGAUGCUACUGUCUCCGCCAUAACCGUCAAACUAGAGGGAGAAAGCAGGACGCGUCUGGAAGGACCGAGGUCGUUGCCAGGAAGUUACGAUGAUGACAAGAAAAAGACUCUACUGGAGGUUCACAAGUUACUCUAUAAGGUAGAGACUGUCUUUCCGACACCAGAACUUCGGCAGCCAGGACCCUACAGGACGAAUAGAACUUCGCAAUACACUCUGCUUAGAGGUCAAUAUGAAUAUCCUUUCAAGUUUAAGAUGCCCUUCAACAGCGACUGCGUCAGUAACACGAGCAUAAUAAAAGAUCUCAAAGUUGGUCAAUUGAGUGUGCAGUACGGGCAGGAACCGCUGCAUGCCAAAUUACCAUUACCACCCUCACUGGCAGGAUAUCCUGGCGAGGCUGACAUCAGGUAUUUUGUGAAAGCAACUGUUGUGCGACCUAAAUUCUACCACGAGAACCUGCGAAACGAAAUAUCCAUAACGUUCCUACCCAUUGAGCCACCUCGCGCGACGGCAACAGAAGGAGAAAUAUACGGCAGAAGAAAACACCAAUUCCAGAGGACAAACACUGGCAAUAGCAUACCACGCAAAUCUUUGUUCAAAUCGAGCAAGCCGGAUCCUGUUCCAGACGAGGAGCCUCUCGCUUUCCAGGUUGAUGCCAGAUUACCCAAUCCUGCUAUCAUAACGUGUCGGGAGCCUCUACCACUACGAAUUCUGGUUGAGAGACUGAAUCAGAGUACAAUGAGCAUAUUCCUGUCCAUGUUGCAGAUUGAGCUCAUAGGGCAUACCGAAAUACGAGCAUACGAUUUGCAGCGGAAAGAGUCGCAUCCUUGGUUGCUCGUGAGCAUGGCCAAUAUGUCUAUACCACUCGAACACCCAAGCAACAAGAUCGACAACUGGACCAUUCCAAGCCAACUUUGGGACAAGAUUCGUCUGCCUCCUACGGUCCCUCCCACCUUCAAGACAUGCAAUAUCAGUAGAAAGUACGAACUCGAAGUCAGGAUAGGCCUGACACAUGCCAUGGCUACUGGAAUGAGGCCGGAAAUCAUAGUGAGUCCGAUCAGACUGGAUGUCGAGGUCUACAGUGGUAUCCGUCCACCCCCACAGCUACUGGACGCGAUGGCACAACAGGCUCAAAGCCAGCAGUCUCGAACAGACUCAAUGAACAGCAUACCGAAGCUGGACACCAAACAAGAUACGCAUAUUCAACAAUCCUAUCUCACUCCAGCAACUCCACAGUCGCAUUGGUCUCCCAUCUCCAUGCCGCUUCCUCCUGGUGCUGAUCAUACGCCUUCCACUCCUGCAGCGGUUGCCGGCAUUCCUCAUACCACGAACGACGAUCUACCUCCAAGCUACGAAGACGCAAUCGCAAAUGACUUGGCCCCAGUCGAUGGUCCUCGACCGUCAGGCUAUACCGCAAAUGGUGCCCCAUCUCCACAAGCACCAGCUUUCAACCCAGACUCGAAAAGCGGUCUCGCCAGAAGGGUCUCGGAACGACUCUUCUCCUCAAACGCACCUGGUUCGGGCAGAUCUAGCAAAUUUGCCUCGGGUGAUAUGUCGCGAUUCGGCGGUGAUGUUGUGCCUGAGGAGUCGGCAGCUCAUAUUGAUGCGGAUCUGGUCGAGGCGUCGAGUCGUUUGACCAUCACGAAUGAGAGUGGGAGUACAAGCGACGUGCCGGAAUACAAGCCACCUUUGCCUGUAAGAAGGACGACUGAACAGCAGUAUCAGCAAGCCCAGCAGCCACAAUACACGAGUGGGACGGAGAAACCCUGA
Lithohypha guttulata is the source of this 1860-nucleotide messenger RNA. RefSeq lists its product as uncharacterized. Gene Ontology annotation, molecular function: protein-macromolecule adaptor activity; ubiquitin protein ligase binding. NCBI's taxonomy places the organism in Eukaryota, Fungi, Ascomycota, Eurotiomycetes, Chaetothyriales, Trichomeriaceae. The record is from RefSeq and is a predicted model, not a curated record. Bases 1 to 1860 code for a protein of 619 amino acids. Gene Ontology annotation, cellular component: cytoplasm; cytosol. The transcript has a single exon. Gene Ontology annotation, biological process: ubiquitin-dependent endocytosis.